GAAGUUGUACAGUGAGAGUGGGGAUUUUCAAAUAUCUUUUGCAACAGCAUUAACACAACACCAAAAAAGAACCAAGGCAGUUGGGCAAAGUUUUAGCUCUCUUUCUCUCUCCGCUGCGUAUCCACAAAACACACCACUCCACCACACUCUCUGUGUGGCGUCAACGAAAAGCAACAAAAAAAAACCAUUAAGACCUACUCAAUGCAUAGAAGUCUGGAGUUUCACAAUUUCAUAAAAUUCAAUUGCUUAUGAACAAGCGGCACGAACGGAACGUUUUGGAAUUGUUAACGGUUGUAUCGCGCUAUUUCGGUAUUGAUAUUAAACAAAAUAUUUAACAUGCGAAUUUGUGAAAUGACAAACAACAACAAAGUGUAUAACAUAUUACAAAUUGCAAAAUAAAAUAGUUUUGUUACUAUAAUAAGAAAUAUAAAAAUAUGCUUAUUUAAGUGAAACUAAACCAAAAAAAUUUUAAACAAAACAGCCUUACAAAUUGGUUUAUUUGAAAUAAAAACCUUAAAAAAAGUGUCAACACAUUUCCUUUGAAACAUUUAUUGGAUUACUUUAGUGUUUUUGUUUUUGGGAAAUUUUUUUAACAAAACUUUUUGCAAAACGGAAUUUAAAAUGGUACGCAGUUUAGCCCAGUGGACGAAGACGUUAAGUUUUCCCUCACGUCUUUCGCCCAAUCGGAACUCUAAGGACUGCUCGACUUUGAAUACAACUAGUCCAGUGCCACCACCCACACCGCCCAGGAAUAAGAACUCCAAUUGUGCUACCUCCAGAUCAACAUCCUCUUCAUCAUCGGCCUCAGCCGCUUCCACACAUUCUUCCACGCACAAUAACAACAACAAUAUGCCCAUAACGGAAUUGGAACAAAUUAUUUACCCUGGUCCAGAUCCCAAACAAGCCAUUAUGGGUUCCUUGGUCUUUUGCAUACACCACAAGCAGGGCUGCACCUGGUCCGAUGAGUUAAGGAAGCUAAAGGGCCAUUUGAAUGUUUGCAAACACGAUGCCACCCAGUGUCCCAAUAAAUGUGGUGCCCAGAUUCCUCGUAUUAUGAUGACCGAUCAUUUGCAAUAUACCUGUACAAUGCGCCGCACCAAAUGUGAAUUUUGUCAAAGUGAAUUUUCCGGUGCUGGUCUGGAGGAACAUGCCGGCACCUGUGGCCAAGAGCCCAUAUACUGUGAGGCCAAAUGUGGACAACGAGUGUUGAGGGGUCGCAUGACUUUACACAAAUCCAAAGAUUGUACCAAACGUUUGAGACGUUGCUUGCAUUGUAAUCGGGAAUUCUCGGCCGAUACCUUGGCCCUACAUGUCAAUCAAUGUCCCCGUGCACCCACUGUAUGCCCACAGCGUUGUGAAAUUGGACCCAUAGCCCGUGCCGAUUUGGAAUCCCAUUUACGUGAUGAAUGCAAGGCCUUGGCCAUUGCAUGUUCGUUUAAAGAGGCCGGUUGCAGAUUCAAAGGACCCCGGCACAUGUUGGAGGCCCACUUGGAGGCAAAUGCCGCCUCACAUUUGUCAUUGAUGGUGGCUCUGUCGGCACGCCAGGGACAACAAAUUCAAAUGCUUAAAUCGGCCGUCUCCAAGCUUUCCAUCAAUUUCACCGGCACUUUGCUGUGGAAAAUCACCGAUUGGUCUGCCAAAAUGGCCGAAGCCAAGGGCAAAGAUGGUUUGGAGCUUGUAUCACCACCCUUCUAUACCUCUCAAUAUGGCUAUAAGCUGCAGGCCUCCAUGUUCUUGAAUGGCAAUGGUCCCGGCGAGAAUACCCAUGUUUCGGUUUACAUAAAAGUUUUGCCCGGCGAAUAUGAUGCUUUGCUGAAAUGGCCCUUCUCACACUCCAUUACCUUUACUCUCUUCGAACAAGGUUCCCAAUCGGGCCAGGGUGGAGUAGCCGAGUCUUUUGUACCCGACCCCACUUGGGAGAAUUUUCAGCGCCCCUCUAAUGAACCCGAUCAGUUAGGCUUUGGCUUCCCCAGAUUUAUAUCACAUGAAUUGCUCUACAAACGUCCCUUCAUCAAAGAUGACACGGUAUUCUUGAGAGUCAAAGUGGAUCCCAGCAAAAUAGUUGCAGUCUAAUAUGAGAAACCCAAAAUAUAGUUUUAAGUUCAUAUUUUCUAUGAAUACUGUGUAUUUAAGUUAGCACUUUAAACAGAAAAACUGUAAAUAUAUAUGAAUAAGAGAAAAAAGCAAAUUAAAUAGCCAUCUUUUAAGCAAAACGCCAAAAAAUUCAAUAAAAAAAAUGUUUAAGCUUCGCUUAAGUAAUCCCCAGAGGUUACUUCUUUAAGCGAAAGCCCUGGAACAAAAAAUCAUUUAAAACACACACACACACACAAAAAGAUUAGUCAUCUAAAAAAUUAUAUAGCUUAAGUAAGCAUAAGGAAUAGGCACAACCUUAGUGGUCCUUAAUUUUUUUUAAUGGAAAUUUUUUACAUCACCACUUAAAGCUAAUUUUUGUGGAAAACGAAAAAAUAAGAAUCAGCGUUAACAUGAUGCGAAAAAGUUGGAAAUUGAAAAACAAGUGCUGGAAUUAAACCAAAGUCAUCAAAAAAAAACAACAACAACAUGUAACAUUAUUUGUUAUUAUUCAUCAAAUGCACAAAGUUCGUUUUGAGCACUCGAAGUUUGUGUCUUAAGUCUUUCGUUUUUUCUCAACCAGAGAAAAAAUUCCUUCAAAAGAUUUUCUGUCUCAAAAAUGAUAAAAAAAAAUAACCAAACACACACAUACGUACACACAACAAAAUGACAACUCUGGUAGUUUGUAUUUUAGGUUUAGAAAAAAAAGAAUAUUAUUACCCAUCUCUUCAUCACCAUUUACUUACUAAAUGCAUAUUUUGUUCAAUGAGAGUUUGAGAGAGAGAGAGAGAGAGGAGUAGAGAGUGACUAUCUUUCAUGUUAGUUGCUCAGCAGCAGUUAAUAACAACAAAUGUCAUAGUCAUAGUUAUGUAAUGAAAACAUUAAACAUACAUACAAAUAUUUUCCUGCAAAAAAUCGAUAAAAAAAAUACAGGAAAAUUAUUUAAAUGUAUUUUUUUUUUAAUUUCAAUAUUCAUCGAAUCGAAUGAAAUGAUAUGAUACUAAUUUAAGAUAACAAAUUUUUUGUUAACCCAAAAACACAACUGUAUUUUAAA
Stomoxys calcitrans (stable fly) is the source of this 3124-nucleotide messenger RNA. It is a transcript of the gene Traf4, whose product is annotated as TNF receptor-associated factor 4. The transcript is spliced from 3 exons. Lineage: Eukaryota; Metazoa; Arthropoda; Insecta; Diptera; Muscidae. Gene Ontology annotation, cellular component: plasma membrane signaling receptor complex. The record is from RefSeq and is a predicted model, not a curated record. Gene Ontology annotation, biological process: tumor necrosis factor-mediated signaling pathway; activation of NF-kappaB-inducing kinase activity; protein K63-linked ubiquitination. The coding region runs from base 622 to 2073 and encodes 483 amino acids. Gene Ontology annotation, molecular function: protein binding; zinc ion binding.